This is a messenger RNA of Rhopalosiphum maidis (corn leaf aphid), 459 nucleotides long. RefSeq lists its product as uncharacterized. The record is from RefSeq and is a predicted model, not a curated record. The coding region runs from base 1 to 459 and encodes 152 amino acids. The transcript has a single exon. Lineage: Eukaryota; Metazoa; Arthropoda; Insecta; Hemiptera; Aphididae.
AUGCGCAUCACUAUCGAUGGUCACCAAGUGACCACACGCGAGAGCUUAAAAUACCUCGGGCUGCAACCGGACAGCAAGUGGUCGUUUUCAGCUCAUGCCAAAGCAAUUGCGGCAAAACCUGGCAAAGUCGUCCAAAAUUUGUCUAAAAUAAUGCCCAAUAUAAGCGCUGCAAAAUCGCGGAAGAGGAAGUUACUCAGCAAUGUGGUGCACUCUAUCCUGUUGUACGGCGCUCCGAUAUGGGCACAGGAUAUGAGUAAGACAGGUUGGACUACGCUGCUGAAAAUACAAAGAAGGAUCUGCCUGAGAGUAGCUUCGGCAUACUGCACGGUAUCCAGCGAUGCCGCAGGAGUCAUCACAUGCAUUGCCCCACUGGACCUCAUGGCUAACGAAAGAAGAAACAUGUAUGAACUCAGAGGUAACACAAUAAUCCAACACGCCGAAGACACGCUGAUAGCUUAG